AUGCAUGGGGUCGGGGGCGGAAGAGGAGAGACGCAGGACCGGGCGCGAGUGCAUGUGGUGGUGGUGAACGUGGUCGGCCGGGUGCGGCGCGAAAGGGGACGGUUCCGGGGAGGGGAGGAUUGGCGGAAGAGCGGGGGUGGGCGGUCUCCGUGGCGGCGACUUUGCAGAGAAUGUCGAGGGGGGAGGUUCCAUGAAUGGGGGACGCAUUUAAGGGCGGGGCGGGCGAGUGGGGCGGGGGAGGGAGUUAGUAAGGUGAGGUACAGAGGAAGCGGGAGGGGAGGGACGGUGGGAGGAAUCCGGGGGGGGGUCGGUCAUCAAAGUGCGAUGGUGGUCACUUGUGGUCCCCUCCCGGCCGCUCCCGGUCCCUCGCGCGUCACGGCGCGCAUCUACACGCCGUCCGGCGGGUGGGGCCUGCCGACGAUCGACCCGGACUCCCUCGAGGCGAUCGCGCUGCUGCGCUUCGCGGACAUCCCGUUCUGCGUGUAUCCCGGUGCGUUGCCUUCGCCGCGCUCUCACGGCCGACCUGGCCCUGCCGGACGCGAACGCGCACCUGACCCCGUUCAUGAUCGCCGAAUCGAGCGCGUUCGCCACGUUCAUCACGGCCCGCUUCGGGCCCGCGUUGUCGCACGAGCUCUACCUCAACGACAAGGACUACGCCGACAUUUACCACACGCUGCUCUCCAAGGAGACGGCGUUCCCGCUCAACCGCGUGCUGCUCUUUCUCCAGCGGCAGCGGCUGUGCGCGCAGCUGGCCGCGGGCAUCGCGCUCGGCGCGCUGUCGACGCGGCUCGGCGACCGCAGCCGCUUCUUUUUCCAGGACGAGCCGUCCGUGCUGGACGCGAUCGCGUUUGGCUUCCUCGCGCCACUGCUGUACAUCCCGCUGCAGCACGCAGGUGGCCACAAACGUUGUCUCGUUUGUCAGCCGCGUGCAGCAGCAGUACUUCUGGCGCGACGGCGAGCGCCUCGUGGGCGAGCUGGACGGCGACAGCGUGCUCGAGGCGCGGCGAAAACAUGUCGAGGACGAGGCGCGGGACACCGCGCCUGACGAGUCGGGCGCGUGCGACUCGUCCAAGUGGGCGGAGGAAAGCAAAGCCGAGGACAAACGGACAAGAUGGUACCAGUACUUUGUGUGGGGGUCGAUCGGGGUGUCCGCGGCGCACGUCCUGCUCGGCAACGAAAUCGAGUUUGACUGCGAAUAAAAUGAAACCAACAAGACGCCCUCUUCUCGCACGCGGCUCAGCGGAUAAUGCCCAUGUUCGGCAUGCGGCGGCCCCUGCGGCUCGCCUCCGUCUUGAUCUUCUUCACACGCGCCGUACGACUCGCAAUGUAAUGAAUCUUAUCAUCGAUCUCAUCCACCAGCUCCGUCGACCGCUGCGCCCAGCCCUUGAGCACGGCGAUCAUAUCGGCGAUCCCCCCCGGCGGCAGCACAUCUCUCCAGACGGCGCUGACAAUCUGGACGCGGCUCUCCCUCUGAUCCAUCCUAGCCCUGACCAGGCCGGAGUACACGACGUGCAGCACGACGUCCUCGACCUCAACGUCUCCCCUCAAGUCCGCAUGUGA
Messenger RNA from Chondrus crispus (carragheen), 1560 nucleotides. RefSeq lists its product as hypothetical. Lineage: Eukaryota; Rhodophyta; Florideophyceae; Gigartinales; Gigartinaceae. The record is from RefSeq and is a predicted model, not a curated record. The transcript has 3 exons. The coding region runs from base 1 to 1560 and encodes 519 amino acids. Gene Ontology annotation, molecular function: protein binding.